Molecule: messenger RNA, 658 nt
Organism: Dimorphilus gyrociliatus
Lineage: Eukaryota; Metazoa; Annelida; Polychaeta; Dinophilidae
Source: the annotation of a GenBank genome assembly
GUCAAGUUUCACUAUCUGCAAGGUCAAGUUCCGGGACGACAGGUCGUUCAUACACUACCCAACCAGGAGUAAAACAUCAAAGACAAUGAAGAUUUAUAAAUCAGAGCACGUUUUUGAACAUCCAUGGGAAACUGUAGUUCAAGCCGCUUGGAGAAAAUACCCAAAUCCUAUGAAUCCUAAUGUAGUAGGAGUGGACGUUGUGGAUAGGCAAGUUACAACAGACGGAGUUCUUAGAAGUCAUCGAUUGAUGUCAACUUUUUGGGGAGUUCCUGAUUUUGUUACAAGACUCAUUGGCUUGAAUAGAACUGCUUAUGUUAGUGAAGUAUCAGAAGUAAAUCAUAGUAAUAAAACAAUGCAGUUAUUUUCAAGAAAUUUAACUCUUUCCAAUUUGGUGACUAUUGAUGAGAAACUAGAGUAUAAACCUCAUCCAACAAGACCAUCAUGUACUUUACUUGAACAAGAAGCCGUUAUAAAGAUUGAAGGAGUACCUCUAACAACUUAUUUGGAAGAUUUGAUGUUAAAAACAUGUUCCUCUAAUGCUGCAAAGGGAAGACAAGCAAUGGAGAUAGUAAUUCAUAAGAUAAAAUCUGAAGCAGGUGAAUUAACAAGAGCUGCACAAGAAAGUGUUGAUAAUAUUAUUAACAAAGCUAGUUUAUGA